AUGGUCAAUAGUCCGCAUUUUUUGGGCUACUCAAGGCUUGGUGCAGAAAUUACGGCUUUGAAACCUGAUCAUCGUGAACAAUUCGAUUUUGCAACCGAACUCCCUGCACCUGGUCCAAACGAACCUUUGUAUAGGAAUGUGGUCGGUCCUAACCAGUGGCCAGAUGAAACGGCAAUCCCUGGAUUUCGUGAAUCAUUCGACACAUAUCUAUCGGAAGUGAGCAGCCUAGCAGAGUUGUUCCCAGGAUUGAUUGCAGAGGCAUUAGAUCUCCCGUCAACUGCAUUCAAUCAAGUCUUUGAUACCCCCCAGCAACAUAAACUAAAGUUGAUCAAGUACCCUCCCCCACUUGGAGAUAGCAAUGAGUCCGGAUUUCAAGGUGUUGGUCCUCAUAAAGAUUCCGGAUUCCUCACAUUCCUUUUGCAGGGUACACCUCACCAUGGUCUCGAGGUCCAAAAUAAGACCGGGACAUGGAUUCCUGCUUCGCCACUCCCGGGAACAUUGGUUAUUAACAUUGGCCGCUCCUUGGAGGCGCUGACUGGGGGGAUCUGCACGGCAACCACUCACCGCGUAAGCUUACGGCCGGAGAACUUCCAAGACAGUGCGGGCUCUUUAGGACCUAGAUUCUCCUUCCCGGUUUUCCAGGGAGUUAGUCUCGAUCUUUCUGCCGAUAAGAUCUCUUUGGAGAUCCCAGUUCAUAUCCGUGCUCUGGUGAAAAAUGACAAGGUCAAAUCCGAUGCAGAGGCAACUUUUAACGAAAUAUUCCGUGGGAGCAUUGGCGAGGGCACCUUCAUUGCUCGGGUGACCAGUCACCAAGAUGUUGGACAGCGAUGGUAUCCAGAAAUCUUAGAGAAAGCACUGAAGGGUCAGAAGGAUUUUCUUAGCUAUUAA
Penicillium samsonianum is the source of this 888-nucleotide messenger RNA. RefSeq lists its product as uncharacterized. The transcript has 3 exons. The coding region runs from base 1 to 888 and encodes 295 amino acids. The record is from RefSeq and is a predicted model, not a curated record. Lineage: Eukaryota; Fungi; Ascomycota; Eurotiomycetes; Eurotiales; Aspergillaceae.